Asparagus officinalis (garden asparagus) is the source of this 1169-nucleotide messenger RNA. Its product is annotated as F-box protein SKIP23-like. Lineage: Eukaryota; Viridiplantae; Streptophyta; Magnoliopsida; Asparagales; Asparagaceae. The coding region runs from base 554 to 1036 and encodes 160 amino acids. The record is from RefSeq and is a predicted model, not a curated record. The transcript has a single exon.
GCAAUUGAUGAGAACAGCGAGUACCGAACCAUCUUCAGCCUUUCAGACGACAAGACCUACCGUUUCCAUCUCCCUCAGAUCCGCGACCGUCGUUGCGUCGGCGCCGCUGACUCCUGGCUCGUCACGGUCGACGAUGUAGCUGAGCUCCACCUCUUCAACCCCUUCACAGGGGCCGAACAUGAUCUCCCUUCCAUCACCACCCUCUCCGUAAUCCAAGGCGUCGAAAGGGACGCUGCCGGCGGCGUCACUGGUUACAUCAUCCAUAUGCCAUGCCGAGAGACGCCGAAUCAUGGUUCUUCCACGACCUGGAAUACAUGCUGAAGUACUUCCACACUAGGGCAGUAGUCUUUGCGGGUUCCGACGAUCCUUCCUCCACAACGGUCUUCAUCAUAUACAGCGACUAUAGAGACCUUGCGUUCGCGAGGCUCGGGGACGACCGCUGGACCGAACUCAACGCUAUCGCGACGUCGCACUUCACAGGGGGCAGUAUUACGGCGUGGUCAACGGAGCCGCACACUUGGUCGCGUUCGACAUCUCGUCUUCACCGCCAAGGAUGACGUUCGUGGGGCCUCCCAACUACGUAUACACCAGGCAGAGAUUUUAUUUGGUGGAGUCAUUGGACGGCGAUCUGUUGCAGAUCUGGAGGGAUGAGUCUUGGGUGACUCCUGACGGGGAUUAUGACGGAGAACUGUCCUCCGGCCUCAUCCACGAGACGCAAGGGUUCACAGUGUUUAGGCUCGAUCCGAAGGGGAGGGCGAUGGUCAGAUUGGAAAGGCUGGAAGAGGGCACUGCCCUGUUUCUAGGGGAUAAUCGUUCGAUGCUGCUCAAGACGAGGGAGCUGCCCGAGCUGAAAGAGAAUUGUAUCUAUUUCACCGACGGAGAGAGCGAGCAAUACAUUAGCCAUCGCCGCAUGAGGCGCGACGUCGGAGUCUUCGACAUGAAGGACGGGGUUGUUCAGCCUCUGUACCCUCGCGACUCGCCCAUAAAUCGCUUAACUUGGCCGCCUCCGGUGUGGUUGACGCCACAUCCGUCCUAAAAGCGAGCAAGGUUUACCGCUUUGCAGCAGAUCUUGAUUUCUUCCUUCUUAGCGUUAGCGAUCAUUGAAAUCGCGACACGUUUCUUAUUUACGUCGUUUUGUUGCUUUUCCUCGAACCUUUGGCAUUACGAUU